CUCGCUCGACAGAACCAUGUCACCCUGACCCCUUGCCUGGCGCAACUACAUGGGGUUCACGAGAUUGUUGGCUCGCAACCUGCACCUGGCGGUGGCUCCAGCAAGACUGCGAAUAGAGAUACAUUGCAGACAACGACGUCCGUUUGUGCGUGCCGAUGGUACGCAGGAGUACCCGGGCCUGCCGACGUUCAACCACGAGUACUCGAAGUUCGGAACGAGCUUCGACGUGGAGGCGACCAGGUAUUGCCGGAAACUGGACCAAAGACAAGACCCUUUCGCCUGCGGUACUCUAAAUCUGCAUAUUGGCACUAGAGUACCAAGGCUGCCAAAGCACAAAACACAUCAGUGACAGAAGUUGCCCUAAGCAAGGGUUUUCUCUGGCGACCUUGCGAGACAUUCAACAGAACUGAUGUUGAAUCCGUCGAGUAUGAAGUUCGUUUCAUCUGGGACAACUUCUACGCUGGCCAUCCAAUCAUCAUACCUGCUACAGUGCACAGGAGCAUGGCGCGGAUUUGGGAAGCGACCAAGAAUCAACUGCCCGCAUUUGCAAAGUCGCAAUUGCACGCUCCACAUACCAGUCCGUACUUCAUGGCGCAAGAGACUGCUUUUGAGCUCGAACAGACACAAUACUCCAGUAUGCCAUCUUCGUCACUAUCGUGGACCAGGACAGACUCUCACUAGAUAUUACUUUGCUUCAACGAAGCACAGUGAUUCUCAGUUCGAAGCGUUGCCACCCUAGAGGUGCGAACAAGAAUUCGAUCAU
Molecule: messenger RNA, 763 nt
Organism: Exophiala xenobiotica
Lineage: Eukaryota; Fungi; Ascomycota; Eurotiomycetes; Chaetothyriales; Herpotrichiellaceae
Exons: 1
Coding region: 410-739 (109 amino acids)
Source: RefSeq, a predicted model, not a curated record